This is a messenger RNA of Dermochelys coriacea (leatherback sea turtle), 1563 nucleotides long. Its product is annotated as galactose-3-O-sulfotransferase 2-like. Gene Ontology annotation, molecular function: galactosylceramide sulfotransferase activity. The record is from RefSeq and is a predicted model, not a curated record. Gene Ontology annotation, biological process: glycolipid biosynthetic process. Lineage: Eukaryota; Metazoa; Chordata; Testudines; Dermochelyidae. Gene Ontology annotation, cellular component: membrane.
AUGGCCAAGCCCAGGUCUGCUGAAAGCAUUCUGCACAUAACAGAACUGGGCCAGACGUUCAGCCAGACCCAGGCCAGCACCUUGGACAGCCAAGAUGGGGUCUGGAAGAAGAGUCAGGGAGAAGACAGCAAGGAUGUGCGGAUCCUUCACACAACCAAGAGACUGAAAUCCCAGCCCCAGGUCUCUGAAAGGGCACCCAAAAGGGAUCAUAUGGAUAGAACUAUGACCCCGCCUCCAAGCAGGAAGCCCAUGACUAAGGCAGCAGAUCCCUUCAUCAAGAAGCCAGAAUCUGCAGCAGAGAUCAUUGCCAAGGAGCAAACUUCAAGGUCACCAUUUGAGAAGGUUGCAGGGUCAUUCCAGAGCCUGGCAGAAGCCACAGGCUCCCCCAGCCACAGGAGGGGCAGCUCUUCCACACCUGCUACAACAGCUGCCCCAGCACCAGACUGGGUCACAAAGGCAGAGAAGCAAAAUGACGUGGCAUCAUGGAUAGCCUGCAAGCCCAAGACCCACGUGGUGUUCCUGAAGGUGCACAAGAGCGCCAGAAGCAUCAUGAACAUUCUGUUCCGCUUUGGUGAGACACACCACCUUACCUUCGCCCUUCCCAUCAAUGGUGCCAGCCAGCUGGGCUACCUGCACUACUUCCUGGCAGAGUCUGUGGAGGGAUUCACCCUAGGCAAUGCUUCAGCAUUUAACAUUAUGUGCCACCACAUGAGGUUCCUGCAGGCACAAGUGCAGAGGGUGAUGCCAAGCUCCACCGACUACUUCUCCAUCCUGCAGAACCCCAUCCGCCUCAUGGAGUCUUCUUUCACCUACUACAAAGGCAGCUCCCUCUUCUCCUGUGCCCAGAGCCUGGAGGAAUUUCUCAGCCAGCCAGCCAGGUUUUAUAACUCCUCGGCCCCCGACAGCCACUACGCCAAGAACCUCAUGGCUUUCGACUUCAACCACAAUGGCAAUUUCUCUGCCAAGCAAAUGCAGCUGAUGCUGCGGUACAUCGAGGAGGCCUUCAACUUUCUCCUCCUUUCUGAGUACUUCGAUGAGUCCAUGGUGCUGCUGAAGGAGGCACUGUGCUGGGACCUGGACAGCGUUGUGUCCUUCCCACUCAACAGCAGGGAGGGAAGCACCAGGUCACCCCUUUCAGAGAGCACAGCAGAGAAGAUAAAGAGCUGGAACAGGCUUGACUGGGCAAUCUACAGACACUUCAACAGGACUUUCUGGCAGAGGAUCGACUGGAGCAUGGGCUGGGAGCGCAUGCAGCAGGAAGUUAGGGUGCUGCAGAAAAAGCGGAAGCAGCUGGCCAAGACCUGCCUUCAAGGGAGGGGCAGCAUAAGCCCCCACAAGCUCAGAGACAAGUCACUGGCACCGCUGCAGUAUGGCAAGGCCAUAAUUCUAGGCUAUAAUCUGAAGCCAGGGCUGGACGAGGUGACAGGGCGACUGUGCCAGCACAUGGUGACACCUGAGCUGCAGUACAGCAGAUCCCUGUACAGGAGACAGUUCCCAGAGAAGGCCCAGCGGAUUUACAAGCCAGCUCAUCUACCCAGGAUACACAACGGGACAAUGGGCUGA